AUGACCUCAGUAGACCCAUUUUAUGUCCAAAGAAUUGCUAGGAGGAGUGGAAACAGAUAUUACGUUUGUAAAAUUUGUGGAUCCUACCAAAGGAACCGAUCAAUUAGACAUAUCAACGAACACACCCCUCAACAAAGAGCAUAUCAACGUAAUAUUUUUCAUCGCUACAUAUAUACACCAAGACAAAUAACAACUAGCUCAACAAGUAACCAACCAGAACAAAUAACUAAUUCCCCAACAGCUAGUUCCCUAAGGCGAACAACUGGUUCCCCAAGGCAAACAACAACUGGCACCACAAGUAAUCAGCAAAUACCAUCCCAGAGUAACCAGCCAAUACCAGUCGUUGACAUAAGGCCAGAACCAGAGAGUCAAACAGCUGAUGUCGUGGAAGAAUCAAGUGAUUCAACAAGGUUACCAGUCGAAUUCUCGGAAGAAAGUACUGAUGAGAGUUCAGACGAUAGCUACCGCGAAGAAGACAAUAAACGUAGAAAAA
Molecule: messenger RNA, 493 nt
Organism: Dentiscutata erythropus
Lineage: Eukaryota; Fungi; Glomeromycota; Glomeromycetes; Diversisporales; Gigasporaceae
Source: the annotation of a GenBank genome assembly